This is a messenger RNA of Tachysurus vachellii, 4166 nucleotides long. It is a transcript of the gene prkar1aa, whose product is annotated as protein kinase, cAMP-dependent, regulatory, type I, alpha (tissue specific extinguisher 1) a. The transcript is spliced from 11 exons. Lineage: Eukaryota; Metazoa; Chordata; Actinopteri; Siluriformes; Bagridae. Gene Ontology annotation, cellular component: cAMP-dependent protein kinase complex. The coding region runs from base 140 to 1279 and encodes 379 amino acids. Gene Ontology annotation, molecular function: cAMP-dependent protein kinase regulator activity. The record is from RefSeq and is a predicted model, not a curated record. Gene Ontology annotation, biological process: regulation of protein phosphorylation.
GCCCGGUGAUGACGUACUUCCGGUUUGAGGCACCCAUCCGAGGGAGAACAGAGAACGGGAGCGUCACUGUUUAUUAAAGUAAAAACCAAACAAAACAACAACAACACCGAGGAAAUAUUUUCUGACAACUCAGGUCAUCAUGGCGUCUGGCAGCUCGAGCAGCGAGGAGGAGAGGAGCCUGCGGGAGUGUGAGCUGUACGUGCAGAAGCACAACAUCCAGCAGCUGCUGAAGGACUGCAUCGUGCAGCUGUGCACGUCCAGGCCCGAGCGACCCAUGGCCUUCCUCCGGGACUACUUCGAGAGGCUUGAGAAGGAGGAGGCCAAACAGAUGCUCAGCCAGCAAAAGUCCGGUUCUCGCUCCGAUUCCCGAGAGGAUGAGAUUUCUCCUCCCAUGAACCCGGUGGUGAAAGGUCGGCGCCGCCGCGGUGCCAUCAGCGCCGAGGUUUACACCGAGGAGGACGCCGCGUCAUACGUCAGAAAAGUUAUUCCGAAAGACUACAAAACGAUGGCUGCUCUUGCGAAAGCAAUCGAGAAGAACGUGCUGUUCUCUCACCUUGAUGACAACGAAAGAAGCGAUAUAUUUGAUGCCAUGUUUUCUGUGAACUACAUCGCCGGAGAGACCGUCAUUCAGCAAGGCGACGAGGGCGAUAACUUCUACGUUAUUGAUCAGGGUGAAAUGGAUGUGUACGUGAACAACACGUGGGUGACGAGUAUCGGAGAAGGCGGCAGUUUCGGCGAGUUGGCGCUGAUUUACGGGACUCCGAGGGCAGCGACGGUCCGAGCCAAAACCAACGUCAAACUGUGGGGCAUCGACAGAGACAGCUACAGGAGAAUACUGAUGGGAAGCACUCUGAGGAAGAGGAAGAUGUAUGAGGAAUUCCUGAGCAAGGUGUCCAUUUUGGAAUCCCUGGAUAAGUGGGAGAGGUUAACGGUGGCCGACGCCCUGGAGACGGUGCAGUUCGAGGACGGACAGAAGAUCGUCGUCCAAGGCCAACCGGGAGACGAGUUUUUCAUCAUCCUGGAGGGAUCGGCAGCCGUGCUUCAGAGACGCUCCGAGAACGAAGAGUUUGUAGAAGUGGGUCGACUCGGAUCUUCGGAUUAUUUCGGUGAGAUCGCACUGCUGAUGAACCGUCCUCGAGCUGCCACUGUGGUCGCACGCAGUCCCCUGAAGUGUGUGAAACUUGACCGUCCUCGUUUUGAGCGUGUGCUCGGACCCUGCUCCGACAUCCUUAAGAGGAACAUCCAGCAGUACAACAGCUUUGUCUCUCUCUCUGUUUGAAUCUCUCUCUCUUUUCUCUCUCUCUCUCUCUCUCUCUCUCUCUCUCUCUCUCCUCUGUUUAUCGCAGGGUCCAGCUACGCAUUAUUUUUGUAUUUCGUAUUUGGUUCGUGCUCGCUGUGUGCGUGUGUGUGUGCGUGUGCGUGUGUGUAGAUCCAGCCUCAUGUUUUCGAACACGGAGAUGUAAAACGAAGCAGCCGAAACAGGAAGUCGACCAGAAACCGCACUCUUUAUAACAGUUAUUUUAUUUGUGUAAACGUGACUAUUUAUUUUUGCAGCCUUCGGGACGUGACGAGUCCUGAGGCGAAACCGCUCGGUACAUCCAUUCGUUUAUUUUUUGUCUAUUUCCUUUUUCUUUUUUUUCCUUCGUUCUGCCGUUCCAACCGUUUCAGCGUUUGUUCUCUUUCUCAAAUAAAAAGCUGAAAGGAAGAAAAAUAUUCUUCAUCGCAGACGAGCCUGUUAACUGGUUCCUAGCUAAAGUAGAUUUAUUUUAUUAUAUUUCAUUUACUGUUACUCAGUCCUGGGUGUUUUCCUGCCUUGAACCCAGUAUUCCAGGGAUGGGCUCCGGAUCACACGUAAUUUAUAAUUAAAUUUGAUCAGAAAUUAGUUGUUUUUUUUUGUUUGUUUGUUUGUUUGUUUAGUUGGAAUUAAAACGAGUCCAUUUACUGUCUUUAGUUUUCUGGGUAUUUUUUUUUUUUUUCAAAAAUUUAGAAGUUUUGUCAUUUUAUAAAGGAGUCAGAGAUUUCUCAUCUCUCUUUUUCUCUCUCUCUCUCUCUCUCUCUCCCUCUCUCUCUCUCUCUCUCUCUCCCCCUCUCUCUCUCUCUCUCUAUUUAAAUUGUGUGAUUAUUCUGAAGUGGUCAGAGUCUGACUAAUCCCAAGACAAGGCUGUAAACUGAGAGCUCUCAAGUUUGCGCCCUAUAACAGUGUUUACAAUUCAUUUUGGACUGUAGUGGCUCCAAAGGCAGGUGUGUGUGUGUGUGUGUGAGAGAGACAGAUUUAUUGGUUCUCUUUAUAUACAUGAGGGUACUGAAGUCGAGUCAUUUGAACUGUGUGUGUGCGUGUGUGUGUGUGUGUGUCUGUGCUGUAGCGAUCCGCUUUGCUCCUUAUCGUCCUUCGAUGCACACACAUAGCAGAAGUAAAUGAUAGUAAAUCACCAUAAAUGUAUUUUUUGCACACUUUGGUAUAUAUUGGAAUAUUAAGAUUCUCUCUAUACAUAAAUCUGUGUCGCUUUUUCCUCCGCAAUAUUAUUGCUCCUGUUCCUUCUGUUUUGUUUUAAUUUCUUUAUUCUCUCUGCUCUGCUCUCCCUUCAUAGCCGUCCUUUAAUCCAGAACCGCACCAUGUUCACUACAUAGUGCACUAUUUUUCUAUAUCCAGCACAUACGCAAUAUCCCACAAUGCCCUGCUUCGUCUCCGGUUUUUGGGACCCGCCCACAUCAGACUAGUGGUGAGGUGUUCAUGAUGUUUGUGUUGCCUGUAUCGUGAAUAGCACGUAUAUUAGGACAUGUGGGUAGUAGACUAAUGACGAGAAGUGUUUAUAAGGCUUCGUUAGUGAAUUGGGUGAGUGGCUUGGGAUGUAGACAUCGUAGACCAGUUACGGAGAGGGGUGUGUGUGUGUUGUGUGUGUGUGUUGUGUCUGUUUAGUAACUGAGGUGUUGUGUGGGACACGUCCACAGCAUACUGAUGGUGGUUCAAAUCUAUAAAUUAAGCAUAGGAAUAAAGCUCGUCACAAUAAUCCCUUCACCACUUGGCGCAGUUUUACAACACGGGAGGUUUUUUUCUUGCAUUUGUGAUACGAUAUCUUAAAAUUCUCCAUCGUGAUCAGAGUCACUUGGGUUGAAAUCUGUAAUUUGGCUUAUAUUACACUAAAGACUUUCAGGAAUGUUUGUUAGAAAAUACCGAUCGCGGGAAAAAGUGAUGACAACCACAGGUAAUUUAUCGUAACUAAAACCGGUUCCACACCCGCGACUGGUCGAUAUACAGCGUAACUCCAGCACCGUUUCAAAAUUUUAUACAAAAUAUAAAACAGUAAAAGCUACAUGAGCACCAACGAUUCUAAACGUUCACGUCGGUGCGUAUAAAUCACACACAUGCUCCAAGAGACAAACUAGGUUGUGUUUAUGUUUCCGUUCACAGAAAGAAGAGUAACUGUAGUGAGGUAAAAACUGACGAAUCAGCUAUUAGAACUUCCAACAACACGACGAAACGAAGAUGUAAUCCGUGCUGAACGGUGCAGCGAUCGGUGUGAGGUGACCGGUGUAAUGCCGGCACUGUGUAUUAACUCAAGUCGUGUUAUUUUUUUUGUUGUUGAUGUUUUAGCGUGAACUUUAGCGUCACACCGUGUGUUUUCUUUCAUAAAGUAGAACACUGACUGAACAUCCACUUUUUCCUACAUUUGUAGAACUGAAGCAGAAGCUCGUGAAAGAACCAGGUGUGAUUCGAUUCCCUGACGUUUGAUUUCUGCAGUAUUUGAUCCUGGCGUGUUCGUGAUGCGGUUAUUAUUUCAAGUUCGACGCUAACUCCGUAGCAGCUCGUUUGCGUAGCGGUGCUGCUAUGACGCGCUGUUUUAUUUCUGAAUACGAAGAAACUUUCACCUCAGAAAGCGGCCAUUUCGGUCCCUUUCCUCACGCCUCCCCCGCCCCCUUCUCCACUGUAUCAUUCCCACGUCGUCUUUUCAGAGCUCUAGUACGGAUAAAAGCUGAUAUAAUGGCUGACGCGUCCAUCUGUGCUGCUCUUUAGCUUUGCUGAGGACCAUUUUCUCUUCUGUGUUUCUGUGAUGUAUACAGAAUUUCUGUUUUAUUGUUUUUUCCCUCCCUUAUAUUGUGAUAUUGUAACCCUUUUUUUGGUAUCGAUCAUCCCAAUGGCAGGCCAAGCAAUAAAAAAUUCUUAAACA